AUGUCUGACCCAGCUGCGUCGGCCCCAACUGACAAUGUUGGUCUGGGCGACGUGCUCAGUACGCUCAAAUCGAUCCAGCAGACCCAGGCCAGUCUGGUCACCGCCGUCGAAUCUCUCUCGCGUACAACCCCGCAGGCGGCCACCGGAGCAACCACCGAUGCCCGAUCAGCCGGUCCGAAUGAUCUGAAUCAGAGUCUCGACAGCAGCGCUGUCGCUGAUCUGCAGGCCUCGCAACAUCACGUCGCAAACUCGGAGGGUCCUGAACUGCAAGCACCUGCCGUACCGUCAUCGCCUGAGCAGCGAUCUGGCUUCACUUCCCGAAUUGUCUUAACCACGUAUCCCAAGCAGAGUGGCAUCGAUCCUCUUCCCCUGAAAUGGGGACACCCUGAUCCUCUCAUACGAGGGCCAGUCGUCGUUUCUCGGUUGUCUUCGACCCUCAGACGCCGGAACGCCGUUGGAGGUAAGCAUACCGUCGUGGCCAUGAUCGUGCAUCCGUUCGCUGACUCAAACGGUGGUUCUUAUUCCAUAUACUAUGCGCUAGCCGUAGCAAGCAAGCAGCUUGAUUUGGAGCACAGACCGGACUUCACCAAUACGGAACCUGCCUCCCGGAUUGGGCCCUUCCCUCAAUGGGGAGAUGAGAAGAAGAUUGUAGCCAUGGAUCCAUGGGGACAUCUCGCGCCUUGGCUGUUCAAAGACACCAUCGAGAACGAAAAUGUGGACAUUCGUCCUACCAUUGCCAUUACGAAGGCUCACAUGAAGGUUUGGUACCUACCAGGUGUGGCAGAACGGUUCGGCAUUGACGAAGGUACAUUGCGGAGAUCACUUUUCGAGCACACCGGUGGUAGUUAUCCGGAGUUGAUCACUCGAAAUGACAUCAAGGUCUUCAUGCCUCCGAUCGGCGGUCUAACCGUGUACUGCUUCGGAGAUCCUGCCAAAAUGUCCGAUGAUUCGGUCAGACUAGCUUUACGCAUCCACGACGAGUGCAACGGAAGCGAUGUUUUUGGCUCGGAUAUUUGCACCUGUCGUCCGUACCUCAUAUUCGGAAUUGAAGAGGCUGUCAAGGAAGCCCAGAAUGGGGGAAGCGGCGUUGUCAUCUACUUUCGAAAGGAGGGGAGAGCUCUCGGCGAAGUGACCAAGACGACCUGCAAGCGCCCUAACGAGCUAACCAUUAUUACAGUCGUCUACAAUGCUCGCAAGCGUGGCGAAGAUCGAGCGUCUGAUUACUUCCGUCGGACUGAGAAUAUCGCUGGUGUGAAAGACAUGCGCUUCCAGGCACUGAUGCCUGAUGUGCUGCAUUGGCUUGGUAUAAAGAAGAUUGACCGGAUGCUCAGCAUGAGCAACAUGAAGCAUGAUGCAAUUGUCAGUCAAGGGAUCCCCAUCCAUGAGCGCGUGGAGUUACCAGAGGACUUGAUUCCGGCGGAUUCAAGAGUCGAGAUCGAUGCCAAGAUCACCGCAGGAUACUUCACCGCAGGAAAGAGAAUGACGGAGGAGGAGCUAAGCGCUGUGCAGGGCAGGCUGUGGGAAGACAUUGAUCACUGAGCCGCUUGAAGAGAGCAUGCAUUUGUGGGCGUGUGGGCGGGCGGUGUGCCUGACAAGCCCGAGUGCAUAUGGGUCUUUGUCGCGGCCAUCAACGUACCAGGCAUCGGCUCGUAAUUUGUAAGUCGGGCUAGCAAGCAUUAGGUCGUUCAAUCGUGCUGCUAGCACACGGAAAGUGUACCGCUCCUACUAUCAAGAUCUGCGGUGUCGUUAGGCCGAAUGAAUUCAAGUCGUUAGAGCCCA
This is a messenger RNA of Verticillium dahliae VdLs.17, 1779 nucleotides long. Its product is annotated as GTP cyclohydrolase II. Lineage: Eukaryota; Fungi; Ascomycota; Sordariomycetes; Glomerellales; Plectosphaerellaceae. The coding region runs from base 1 to 1539 and encodes 512 amino acids. The transcript has 16 exons. The record is from RefSeq and is a predicted model, not a curated record.